AUGGGCCUCACACCCGUCCACUUCUUCUCCCAUGGCUCGACCAUGAUGUUAGGAGAAGACUCCGAAAGCGCAGACUACUGGAAGAAAUGCGGCGAUGAAGCCCUGGAGCGUCAAAUCAAAGGCGUAGUCAUCAUGGGGGCACACUGGGACUGUCUGGGGGACAAGAUCGAGCUAGCAACAAACCCCAAUCCCGAAAAGAGUCCAGUGGCCUAUGUCCAUCCCGACAAAUACCAGAACUACAAGCUGAACCCAGAUCUGGAAACGACCAAGCGCUGCAUCGAAAUGCUGACGCAGGAAGGAUUCAACGUGAGCGGGAAUGACACGUUCGACUGGAUCCACGACGUCUUUCUAAUUCUCAUUCGCAUGUUCCCGGCCGGAUGUCCACCGACGACUCUCGUGUCCGCCAACGCCCGCUUCGACCCUCAUUUCCAUAUGAAGAUGGGGGCGACGCUGCGCCAGCUACGACGUGAGAACUACCUGAUCAUCGGGACGGGAGGAGCGGUGCACAACCUCUACCGGAAUCGGUGGGCGCCGAUGAUGCGCUUCCGGGAUAACUUCGCCAUGGAGACCGCGCCGGAGGAUUGGGCGAUGGAGUUUCGCCAGGCGGUGGAGGAUGUCAUCACGAAGACGUCUGGGGUGCAGCUACGGCGUGCGAUGACGAGGCUCAUGAAACAUCCUCGAUUCCGGGAUGCUCAUGCUACCGAUGACCACUUCAUGGCAGCCAUGUUUGUGGCUGGUGCGGCGGGGGAUGCAGAGGAUGAGAACACGCCGGCGAUAUUGGGGGCGGAGAGUUGGGAGUUGACCAACAUGUGCAACUCGCAAUUUACCUUGGGGAGAUGGCCCAAGGAGAUUGCCGUGUAA
Penicillium nucicola is the source of this 861-nucleotide messenger RNA. RefSeq names its product DODA-type extradiol aromatic ring-opening family dioxygenase. NCBI's taxonomy places the organism in Eukaryota, Fungi, Ascomycota, Eurotiomycetes, Eurotiales, Aspergillaceae. The record is from RefSeq and is a predicted model, not a curated record. The transcript is spliced from 3 exons. Gene Ontology annotation, molecular function: ferrous iron binding; zinc ion binding; oxidoreductase activity, acting on single donors with incorporation of molecular oxygen. Bases 1 to 861 code for a protein of 286 amino acids.